Molecule: messenger RNA, 5770 nt
Organism: Monopterus albus (swamp eel)
Lineage: Eukaryota; Metazoa; Chordata; Actinopteri; Synbranchiformes; Synbranchidae
Gene: iqgap2
Product: IQ motif containing GTPase activating protein 2
Exons: 38
Coding region: 310-5298 (1662 amino acids)
Biological process (GO): mitotic actomyosin contractile ring assembly actin filament organization; regulation of GTPase activity
Cellular component (GO): cell cortex
Molecular function (GO): actin filament binding; GTPase activator activity; calmodulin binding
Source: RefSeq, a predicted model, not a curated record
CGUCUCCUGCCCUGUCAAUGACUUCAUUUCGGAGCGGAGCUGAAACCGCGAGGGCUGGGAGCAGUGUGAUCAGGAGUGAAGUAAAACACCAUGGGGGUUAUGUGCUGCAAGUGACAGCUGGAGCUUCAUGAAACGUCUGAAGACUUGUGCCCCGUUUUUUGCAUUUUUUCCCCAGUUGGCUAGACCGGUAAUUUUAUUCAUAUCAGUAUAUUCUGAGAGGAGCGGCACCUUGUUGGCUGGUUGCUGUAAAGUUAGCUUUUAAGUUAUUUCCAGUUCAGACGAGUUCACAAGUAGAGGAAACGAGGCAGGAUGUACCAUGAAGAAACUGCAUCUUUACCAAAGCCACGCUAUGGAACCAUCCAGGAUGACGAGAGGCUGUCGGCGGAGGAGAUGGACGAGAGGAGACGACAGAACAUCGCCUACGAGUACCUGUGUCACCUAGAGGAGGCCAAACAGUGGAUAGAGGCCUGCCUAGAAGAGGACUUGCCCUCUACCAUAGAACUGGAGGAGGGACUGAGGAACGGCGUCUAUCUUGGCAAACUUGCCAACUUUUUUGCCCCCAAAAUGGUGUCUGAGAAAAGGAUCUAUGACCGAGAUCAGUCCCGUUAUAAGAGCAAAGGGCUGCACUUCAGACACACCGACAACACAGUGCAGUGGCUCAGAGCCAUGGAGUCGGUGGGCCUCCCCAAGAUAUUCUAUCCUGAAACGACAGAUGUGUAUGAUCGCAAGAACAUGCCCAAGGUGGUAUACUGCAUACAUGCACUGAGCUUGUACCUGUACAAACUGGGCAUUGCCCCGCAGAUCCAGGACCUCCUUGGUAAAGUGGCCUUUACAGAGGAAGAGAUCAGUAACAUGAGGAUUGAGCUGGAGAAGUAUGGCAUUCAAAUGCCAGCAUUUAGUAAGAUUGGAGGUAUCCUGGCCAAUGAGCUCUCAGUGGAUGAAGCUGCCCUGCACGCUGCCGUGAUUGCCAUCAAUGAAGCAGUUGACAAAGGUCAGGCAUCUGUUACAAUGGGAGCCUUGAAUAACCCUAAUGCAAUGCUGAAGAAGACCCAGGAAGCUCUGGCCCAAGACUACCAGGAUACACUGAGCCAGGCCAAGGCUCGUAAGCAGGAUCAGUCCUCAGGAAGGCGUGCCUCUGUUGCUACGGAAGAAAGAGAUGUUUAUGAGGAGCUGCUAACUCAGCAGGAGAUCCAGGGCUGCAUUUACCUAGUCAAUAUUGAGGCAGCAGUAAAGCAGGUGAAUCAGGCAGUGGUGACCCAGGAUGAGGCUGCUCUGCUGGUGGCAUUGAGGCUUGAAGCUCUGGCCCUGGUUGGUGUUCAGGAGUCAAACCACCAGUGGUACCUGGAACAUUUUACCAACUACUGCCAAUAUAAAUCCAAGGAUGGAGGGAAGGCUGUGGUGGCGGACAAAGAGGAGAUCCAAAAAGUCGUCAGCUCUUGUAAUGACUUUGCUGAAGCAGAAAAACGAAAGCUUGAAGCUGUUGCAGCGAUUAAUAAAGCCAUUUGUCUUGGGAAUGCACUGGAGACAGUGGAGAAGCUGAUGAACCCUGAGGCUCAGUUGCCAAUUGUCUACCAAACUGCUGCCAACCUCUAUCAGACUGAGCUUUUCAGUUUGCAGCUACAAGGGGGGCGGUCUGGACUGAGCCAUGAGGAGCUGAGUGUGGCUGUGGAGAUGCUGUCAGCUGUCGCAGUGUUGAAUGAGGUGCUGGACACCAAAGACCCCCAGGCUGUGAUAGAGCAACUAACAGACUCUCCUCUGGGCUUCACCAACAUGGACCCAGACAACCUCAACAGGUAUGCUGAUACUCUUAUUAGACAGAGAGUUGAGACUCUCGCCAAAGGCCAAGAGUUUCUGACUUGGAAUGAUGUUCAGAAGUGUAUCGACACAGUCAACGUUCAGGUCCAGGAAGAACAUGAACGCAUCAUAGCUAUAGCGGAGAUCAAUGAGGCGCUUAACUCAGGUGAUCACCAGCAGACACUCGCAGCCCUAUGCCUCCCUACAGCCAAGUUGACGGGGGUGAACUCAGGCACAGCCAAACACUAUCAUGAUGUCCUGCUACAUACCAAGCAACUUCUCUGCCAGAAUUCUGGAGAUGAGUCUGCAGUACUGUGGCUGGACCAAAUCCAAGAGGCCAUACUCGCAGCCAACCAGGAUGAGGAAGAGGCUCUCAUGUUGGCUGCAGCAGUAGCUGAUAUUAACAAAAAGGUGGCUGAGGGGGACUCCCAGAAUACACUGCAGGCCUUACAGGCCCCCAGUGCAGGACUGAGGGCCGUGCUCCCUGAAUGUGCUGAAGCCUACCAGGCUGACCUGGCACAGAGACAAACGAACAUGGUUCCUGAAGACAGCACAGAUAGUCUGUGGGUAAAACACUGCAUCAAGGACAGAUAUGCCUAUUACUAUAAUCUGGAGACUGGACAGGGCACCUGGGAGGAACCUGAAGGGUUUGAACACAGUGGUGGCCAGCUCACUAAAGAGGAAAUCCAGAGUGUUGUGAGCUGUGUGACUGCAGAAUACAACAGGGAGCAGUUAUGGUUGGCCAAUGAGACCUUUGUGACCCAGCUGCAGGCAAGGGCCAGAGGUUUCCUGGUCAGGAAGAGGCAUGCCCAGAGAAUGGAGUAUCUCCGCCAGCAGGAGCCAUAUGUUGUCAAACUGCAGGCUUGCUUUAGAGGUUAUAAACAAAGGAAAAUUUACAAAGCCAGGAUGAAUUUGCUUCAGAAAAAUGUUGCUUCUAUUGUUAAGAUCCAGUCCCUGGUGAAAAUGUGGAAAGCCAAGCGUGAAUAUAGUCAGAGGUUGCAGUACUUCAAGGAUCAUGAAAAAGAGAUUGUGAAAAUCCAGGCUUUUCUGAAAGCCAACAAAGCCAGAGAUGACUACAGAACCCUAACGGGAGCCAAGGACCCUCCUCUGUCUGUGGUGCGUAAGUUUGUUCACUUGCUGGAGCAGAGCCCCCUGGAUCUGCAGGAAGAGCAGGAAGUGACACGCCUCAGGGAAGAAGUGGUCACCAAGAUUCGCUCCAAUCAACAGAUGGAGAAAGACCUAAAUCUGAUGGACAUAAAGAUUGGGCUGCUGGUGAAGAACAGGAUCACCCUGCAGGAUGUAGUGUCUCAUAGUAAGAAAAUGAAGAACAAGAAAAAUAAGGCGAGUAAAGAUGACCUGACUACAGGAGAGAGACUGGGUAUCAAAGGCCUAAGUAAAGGCAAAAGAAGGAAACUGGAGGCCUACCAACAUCUGUUUUACCUGCUACAGACCAAUCCAUCCUACCUGGCCAAGCUGAUCUUCCAGAUGCCCCAAAACAAGUCCACUAAGUUUAUGGACACUGUGAUCUUCACCUUAUACAACUAUGCAUCUAACCAGAGAGAGGAAUACCUGCUGCUCAAACUCUUCAAAACUGCUCUGGAAGAGGAAAUCAAUUCUAAGGUAGACCAGAUCCAGGACAUAGUGACAGGGAACCCAACGGUCAUCAAGAUGGUGGUGAGCUUCAACAGAGGUGCACGAGGCCACAACACACUGAGGCAGCUGCUGGCUCCGGUGGUCAAAGACAUCAUUGAGGACAAGAAUAUAAGCAUCAACACCAACCCUGUGGAUGUGUAUAAAGCCUGGGUCAACCAGCUGGAGACGGCUACUGGGGAGGCCAGUAAGCUGCCUUAUGAAGUGACUCCCGAACAGGCCAUAUCACAUGAGGAGGUACGACACAGGCUGGAGGCAUCUAGUCAGGCAUUACGGUCCGCUACAGAUAAGGUCCUAAACUCCAUUGUCUCCUCACUGGAUAAUAUCCCUUAUGGCAUGAGAUACAUAGCAAAGGUUCUGAAGAGCAGCCUCCAUGAGAAGUUUCCAGAUGCAUCAGAAGAUGAGCUGAUGAAGAUUGUAGGAAACCUGCUGUACUACCGCUACAUGAACCCAGCCAUCGUGGCUCCCGACGGCUUCGACAUCAUUGACAUGUCAGCAGGAGGGCAGCUUCACAUAGACCAACGUCGUAACCUGGGAUCCGUUGCAAAGAUGCUGCAGCAUGCUGCUGCCAAUAAACUGUUUGAGGGCGAGAAUGCACACAUGACUCCAAUGAACAACUACAUAUCUCAGACAUAUGAGAAGUUUAGGGUAUUUUUCCAGUCAGCAUGUGAUGUCCCUGAACCUGAGGAGAAGUUUAAUAUCGAUGAAUAUUCAGACAUGGUGACCCUGAGCAAACCUAUCAUCUACAUCUCAAUAGAGGAGAUCAUCAACACACAUUCGCUGCUUUUGGAACAUCUGGAGGCCAUCUCUCCAGACCACAAUGACUUGCUGCAUGAACUGCUGCAGGACCUGGGAGACGUCCCUGAUGUAGAGGCAUUGCUUGGUGAAGGAGCAGUAGACCCAAGUGACCCAAACAGAGAGAGCGCUCUGAGCCAGCUGGUGAAGACAGAGAUCUCCCUCACACUAACCAGCAAGUUUGAGCUGCUGGAGGGAGAUGACAAAGACUUGAAAACUCUCAUGACAAAGACAAAAAAGCUUAUUGUGGAUGUGGUUCGGAUUCAACCUGGAGAGUCUCUGCCUGAAAUUCUUGAUACACCAGCUAGUGCACCACAGGAGUUGGAGCAUACAAAGAUUGUCGAGCGCCGGGCAGUCCAGGAUGCUCAGACACCAGAGGGCCUGAAGAGCAGUCCGGCGGUGCUGGAGGACAGCCAGCUGCCUCUAGAGCAGAAGAAGAGGAAGAUCCAGAGAAACCUUCGUAACCUGGAGCAGGCUGGCCUGGUCACUGCUAGUAACAAAUACCAGGACAUCAUCAAUGACGUAUCAAAGGACAUUCGCUACCAAAGACGCUACAGACAGAGGAGGAAGGCAGAGCUUGUGAAGCUCCAGCAGACCCUGACAGCGCUCAACUCAAAAACCGCCUUCUACCAAGAGCAGAUGAACUAUUAUGAUACUUAUAUCAAGACCUGUCUGGAUAACCUCAACCGGAAGAAUUCACGCAGAUCUAUAAAACUGGACCGCAAAGGAGAUGAUAAGAGCAGUAAGAAGUCGAAGUCACAGUCUUUGAAGUACACUGCAGCAAGGCUGCAUGAGAAGGGAGUCAUCCUGGAGAUAGAAGGACUUCAGACCAACCAGUUCAAGAAUGUAAUGUUUGACAUCUCACCUGCUGAGGAAGUUGGGGAUUUUGAGGUGAAAGCCAAGUUUAUGGGAGUUGAGAUGGAAAAAGUCCAGCUUCACUUCCAGGACCUCCUUCAGCUGCAGUAUGAAGGCGUGGCUGUCAUGAAGAUGUUCGACAGAGCCAAAGUGAACGUCAAUUUGCUCAUUUUCCUCCUAAACAAAAAAUUCUAUGGAAAAUAAGAACAAGAGGAAACAGACUGUGCCUUCUGACAGUACAGAGUUUGUUGAACAAAAUUAAUUCAGUCAAAGUAAUCAUUUGAUGCAUCACUUAAAAUAAAAUGUUACUGUCCCGUUAAAUAUAUCUGUUCUGUUUUCCAUGUGAUGAUUGUAAAUGUAAUGUAUUUUUAAAGAAUUAAAUUGUAAUGUUUUCACUGUUUUGUAUGUGAAAGAUAAUAGGAAACACACUUGUUGAUAUUGUGUACAUUGAAAAAGCUUUAAGGGUUUGGGGACAACAGCACUGUGUAUCCACUGCUCAGCUAGGCUGCAUGGCCAUAUGAAAUACGUUUACCAGUGCCUGAAUAAGUUUAAAGACACUUGUUUUAAUUAAUAAAACAUUUAAAAACUUUUAAAAGCUACAGAUAUAUUUUAAUGUAUUAUCAGUAUAUGAGAUUCAUAAUUCUUGAACGGUGUGCAUAAUAAAUUUCACAUGUCC